Chinchilla lanigera (long-tailed chinchilla) is the source of this 833-nucleotide messenger RNA. RefSeq lists its product as uncharacterized. The transcript has 4 exons. Bases 1 to 744 code for a protein of 247 amino acids. The record is from RefSeq and is a predicted model, not a curated record. Lineage: Eukaryota; Metazoa; Chordata; Mammalia; Rodentia; Chinchillidae.
AUGCACUACCUUGCCCUCGGUAUACUGGCUCCGGGGGCAUCUUCUGUUACAGUUCAGUGUGAAGAUACUGGGUUCAACCCUAAGUACUGCGAAAACAAAACCUUAUUCCAGGGCUGGGCCAUCAGGUCCCAGAAGGAAGAGCAGGAGGAGGAGGAAGAGGGGGAGGAGGGAGAGGAGCCUCAGCACACAUCUGUGAUUGCAGGAAACUCUGGCCAGCUUCUUGGUGGCUUCCAAAGCACGAAGAACCAACUGUUUCUGCCUGUUUGCAGCCCAGUUUCUGACAUUACCUUGGCAACGGCUGUCAAUAGGAGCCUCGAGGGACCUGGUGACCGUGUGAAGGGGCUGAUCCAGGUGAAGUCUGCAACACAGGCUCCAGAUCCAGAGGAGCCUGGAGUGUGGACAGAGACGGCUGCCAUCGCUCAGCCAGAGCAGCCUCAGGAAGCCCAAGGGAGCUGUGAACAGGGAGCUCGCAGUAAGCAAAACUUCUGGUGGCGGGGGCCACAAAGCCUGUGGAGGGAGCACGUCUUGUCCCAUGCGUCCAAGCCCCUCCUCAGGGCUGCUGGAGAGGACACUGCCUGGAAAAAGCCAACAGCCACAUCCCUAGCCUGUCCCCUGCCUGGAACCUCUGGCCAGCCCUGGCCUCAGGGCCCCCUACCCUGUGUGCGGAGGAACAGAGGCUGUGCCUGGCAGACUGCCUCCAGGGUGGCUGGGGCACCCGCUCUUCUCAAGGCAAGGCAGGCAUGAUCUGGUCUUUGCUCUGUGUCCCACAUUCAGUCCCACUGAUCAGUGCAUUAAUAGUGGAUAGAAAGAAUAAAAUGUCACCAGUUCUAAAA